AUGGAGUCGGUGUUGGAUUUCUCAAAGGAAUUGAACAUCGAGUUGCUCGACCAAGUCGUCGUCACGUUCUAUAGUGGGUCAGGCCCGCUGCAGAAACAGGCACAGGAUAUCUUGACCAAGUUCCAGGAACACCCGGACGCGUGGCAGCGUGCGGACCAGAUCUUACAGUUCUCAGGGAACCCACAGACAAAAUUCAUCGGUUUGUCCAUCCUGGAUAAAUUGAUUAACACUAAAUGGAAAUUGCUCCCAGAUGAACAAAGGAUCGGGAUCAGGAAUUUUAUUGUCGGGAUGAUUAUUUCGUUGUGUCAGGACGAUGCCGUGUUUGCCUCGCAGAAGAAUCUGAUCAAUAAGUCUGACCUUACGCUCGUUCAAGUGCUCAAACAGGAAUGGCCCCAAAACUGGCCAGAGUUUAUCCCAGAACUUAUUGCCUCCUCGGCGUCGUCAGUCAACGUUUGUGAGAACAAUAUGGUCAUUUUGAAAUUGCUCUCGGAGGAAGUGUUCGAUUUCUCAGCGGAACAGAUGACACAGGCAAAGGCGUUACACCUUAAGAAAUCAAUGUCGAAAGAGUUCGAACAGAUCUUCAAAUUGUGCUACCAAGUUUUGGAACAGGCCUCAGCAACCGGGCUAGUAGUCGCUACGUUGGAAUCCCUGCUGAGGUACCUCCACUGGAUCCCCUACCGUUACAUCUUCGAGACAAACAUCCUGGAACUGUUGAGCACCAAAUUUUUAUCGGAUAGCAGCACAAGAGCGGUCACUUUGAAAUGUUUGACCGAGGUGUCAAACUUAGAACUCCCCAUUAACAACUCAUCGAUCGUCACACAGACAGUGCUGUACUUCCAGAACACUCUGCAACAGAUAGCAAACAGCGUCGUCCCAGUGACUGCAGACCUUAAGAGCACGUACAACUCGGCAACGGGGGCGGACCAGUCCUUCCUACAGGACUUCGCUAUGUUUCUCACCACGUACCUUUCCAACCACAGAUCUAUCCUAGAGAGCGACGAGACCCUCAGGGAACUCUUGCUCAACGCACAUCAGUACCUGAUCCAACUGUCCAAGAUAGACGAGAGGGAACUGUUCAAGACGACACUGGAUUACUGGCAUGACUUGGUCUCUAACUUAUUCCAAGAGGUGCAGAACUUGCCCAUCACAGAGAUGAACCCACUGAUGCAACUCACCGUCGGUGCACAGGCUAUCUCCUCAGGGUCAGGGGCCUUAAACCCAGAGUUCAUGAAGAGAUUCCCUCUCAAAAAACAUAUCUACGAGGAGAUCUGCUCAGAGCUAAGAUGGGUCAUCAUCGAAAACAUGGUCAGACCAGAGGAGGUCCUCGUUGUGGAAAACGACGAGGGGGAAAUCGUCAGAGAGUUCGUCAAGGAGUCAGAUACUAUCCAACUGUACAAGUCCGAGAGAGAGGUGCUCGUCUACUUAACGCACUUGAACGUCGUCGACACGGAACAGAUCAUGAUCAACAAGCUCGCCAGACAGAUCGACGGAUCCGAAUGGUCCUGGCAUAACAUCAACACUCUGUCGUGGGCUAUCGGGUCCAUCUCAGGUACUAUGAACGAGGACACAGAGAAGAGAUUCGUCGUUACCGUCAUCAAAGACCUAUUGGCACUGACGGAGAAGAAAAGAGGUAAAGACAACAAGGCAGUAGUCGCCUCAGAUAUCAUGUACGUCGUCGGACAGUACCCAAGGUUCCUAAGGGCCCACUGGAAUUUCUUAAGAACCGUCGUUUUGAAAUUGUUCGAAUUCAUGCACGAAACACACGAGGGGGUCCAAGACAUGGCAUGCGACACGUUCAUUAAGAUCGUCCAGAAAUGUAAGUACCACUUCGUCAUCCAGCAACCUCGCGAAACUGAACCAUUCAUCCAAACAAUCAUCAGAGACAUUCAAAAGACCACAAGCGACCUACAACCACAGCAGGUGCACACUUUCUACAGGGCAUGUGGGAUCAUCAUCUCAGAGGAGAGGAACCCAGCAGAAAAAACUAGAUUGCUCGGUGACCUGAUGCAACUACCAAACCUCGCAUGGGAUGCCAUAGUGGAACAGUCCACGGCAAACCCGACUCUCUUGCUAGACGCCGACACGGUCAAGAUCGUGGCCAACAUCGUGAAGACGAACGUCGCCGUCUGCACCGCCAUGGGCGCAGAUUUCUACUCACAGUUGGGACACAUCUAUUACAACAUGUUGCAACUUUACAGAGCUGUGUCCUCAAUGAUUUCCGCACAGGUGGCCACUGAGGGUUUGAUCGCCACAAAGACACCAAAGGUCCGUGGGUUGCGUACCAUCAAGAAGGAAAUCUUGAAAUUGGUGGAAAUCUAUAUCGCGAAUGCCAAAAACUUGGAGGAUGUCGUGAAGGUGUUGGUCGAACCGCUACUGAACGCCGUCUUGGAGGAUUACAUGAACAACGUGCCCGAUGCAAGGGACGCGGAGGUCCUGAACUGUAUGACCACUGUUGUCAGUAAAGUCGGCCACAUGAUCCCACAAGGUGUCAUUCUGAUCCUGCAAAGUGUCUUCGAAUGUACGUUGAGUAUGAUAAACGGCGACUUCACAGAAUACCCGGAGCAUCGUGUUGAAUUCUACAAGUUGCUAAAAGUCAUCAACGAGAAAUCGUUUGCGUCGUUCUUGGAACUACCCGCCGCGGCAUUCAAGUUGUUUGUCGACGCAAUCUGCUGGGCGUUCAAACAUAAUAACAGAGACAUCGAAGUCAAUGGGUUGUCGAUUGCUCUGCAAUUGAUCAAAAACGUGGAGGUGAUGGGCAACAACCAGUUCGCGAACGACUUCUACCAAAGCUAUUACUUCCUGUUGCUGAGCGAGACGUUCUACGUUUUGACCGACUCUGACCACAAAUCCGGGUUCUCCAAGCAAUCGUUACUGCUAAUGAAACUAAUUAGCCUAGUAUACGACAACAAGAUCACUGUGCCGAUAUACAGGGAUGGCGAGGCCCCCUCGGGCACCACCAACCAGGUAUACUUGAAUCAGUAUUUGGCUAACAUGCUAGCGAACGCGUUCCCGCAUUUGUCUGCGGACCAAAUUACGAAUUUCCUGGCUGCGUUGACAAACCAGUACAGAGACUCGAUCAAAUUCAGCGGGGUCCUAAGGGACUUCUUAGUCCAGAUCAAAGAGAUCGGUGGGGACCCAACGGAUUACUUGUUUGCAGAAGAUAGAGCUAAACAAUUGGACGAACAGUCUAAAGUGCAAAGGGAGCAAGCUUCCAAGAUCGGUGGGCUAUUGAAACCAUCUGAACUGGAUGACUGA
Messenger RNA from Huiozyma naganishii CBS 8797, 3255 nucleotides. RefSeq names its product exportin CRM1 (gene CRM1). The record is from RefSeq and is a predicted model, not a curated record. NCBI's taxonomy places the organism in Eukaryota, Fungi, Ascomycota, Saccharomycetes, Saccharomycetales, Saccharomycetaceae. Gene Ontology annotation, biological process: protein export from nucleus; ribosomal small subunit export from nucleus; ribosomal large subunit export from nucleus. Bases 1 to 3255 code for a protein of 1084 amino acids. The transcript has a single exon. Gene Ontology annotation, cellular component: nucleus; cytoplasm. Gene Ontology annotation, molecular function: nuclear export signal receptor activity; small GTPase binding.